Pelobates cultripes (western spadefoot toad) is the source of this 285-nucleotide messenger RNA. NCBI's taxonomy places the organism in Eukaryota, Metazoa, Chordata, Amphibia, Anura, Pelobatidae. The record is from the annotation of a GenBank genome assembly.
AUGCGAGAGUUCCUGUAUCUGGACCAGUCUACUGGAGAUGGAUUCCUUAUUUUUGUCGUGGAGGAGGUCGAUCUGCUAAGUUGUACGGUGGUCGCUUCAGGUGUUGUGAUGCUUGGUUCCUUGUUCUGGUUCCUGUUUUGUGGCAGUGCUCCUAUUCUGGAGUGGAUCUCGGUCCUGGCUGGUGGUUCCUUUGCAGGAGACCUUUCCAAAGGAAUUAAAGUAGUUCAGAAUGGCAUUGUAAGCCGCAAACUACUCUCCUGCUGUGUCGGGAAAUCCUUGCCUCCG